Messenger RNA from Pelobates fuscus (common spadefoot toad), 1766 nucleotides. It is a transcript of the gene OMA1, whose product is annotated as OMA1 zinc metallopeptidase. The coding region runs from base 221 to 1642 and encodes 473 amino acids. The record is from RefSeq and is a predicted model, not a curated record. NCBI's taxonomy places the organism in Eukaryota, Metazoa, Chordata, Amphibia, Anura, Pelobatidae. The transcript is spliced from 9 exons. Gene Ontology annotation, cellular component: mitochondrial inner membrane. Gene Ontology annotation, molecular function: metalloendopeptidase activity. Gene Ontology annotation, biological process: mitochondrial protein processing; protein quality control for misfolded or incompletely synthesized proteins.
GAGGUAUAGGUAGGGGGUGUAGCAAUAUGGCGGCUGCUGUCAAGGCAGCAAGGACCUUUCGUGCAGUUUGUCAGCGGGCUGCACAGGGUGUUAUGUGAGUGGGCCACACUGACUCUCCUUGGUUACAUGUUUACCAGGACUGGCUGUUAGCUGUGACCCUGAUCUACCCUCCCCCAUAGUCACAUGCCAAGCUGAGGGAGAUCCAUUCUGGGAGAAAAGUAUGGACAUCAUACAUCAUCUUCAAAUCUCCAGACAGAAAAUAUUGACUUUCCAAAAACUCAUUUCAGCAAGGUGUUACAGAAGCACAUUUCAAAGCUCAACACCAAAAGCAAAGGCUUCAGCGUCAUGGUGCAACAACGAACACACAGAACUUUAUCGACAAAAAACAUGCUCUAAGCAUUUCAACUCAUCCCCAUACAAGGCUGAAGGAAACCAAUGGGUCACCCAAAGGAGAAUUGGGGCAUCAUUAAAUAAUUACCUACAAUGUGGAAAUCUCCACUCGUGUGUGCCAAUGAUUGGUGGCAUUUCCUUAAGGUUGGCUGGUCAGCUGCAUAGUCACUGCUACAGGCCAAUCCACACAUCGGCACGUUUGAAUGUUCUCUUACCUCCCCAUGUUUGGCUAUUAAUAAAACCAGUACAGAAGCUCUUUGCAAUCAUCCUUGGCAGGAGUGUAAGAAAAUGGUGGAAAAGUCUUCCCUCCAACAAACGGCAGAUGUUCAAAGAAAACCUAAAACAAAACAAGUGGAAGCUGAUUGCUAGUGUAACCUCACUAGGGAUCGUCUUCAUCCUAUUUUAUUGCACCCAUCUGGAGGAGAGUCCCAUUACCGGACGGAGCCGGCUCUUACUUUUCAAAAAGGAGCACUACAAUUUUAUCACUACAAUGGAAUAUGAAAAUCUGAUUGAAGAGUAUAAGGAUAUUAUGCUUCCCAAGGAAGAUCCACGUUAUCAGCUUGUCCAGAAAAUUGUAGACCAUCUUAUCGCUUGCAACGGUGACCUACCAGAGGUGUCGAAGAUGGAGUGGGUCGUUCACGUUGUAGAGAAGUCAGAAAUAAAUGCUGCUGUGAUGCAGAAUGGGCAGAUCUUUGUAUUCACCGGCAUGCUCAAUGCUGUGGCAGAUACACACCAACUCUCCUUUAUUCUGGCACAUGAAUUGGCUCAUGCUGUUCUUGACCAUACAGCCGAGAUGGGUAGUGUGACCCACUUUUUGGACUUCCUGCUUCUCAUUUCUCUUGCCCUGAUCUGGGCUCUUUGUCCAAUGGACAGCCUGGCAAUUGUUGGUCAAUGGAUUCACUCCAAAUUAAAAGAGUAUAUGUUCGACCGGCCCUACAGCAGGAGUUUAGAGUCAGAAGCUGACCGAGUGGGACUUCAGCUGGCUGCCAAGGCCUGCGUUGACGUCAGAGCAAGUUCUGUCUUCUGGAAGCAAAUGGAGUUUUCCGAGAACUUUGGAGGACUACCUCGAACACCAGAAUGGCUUUCUACGCAUCCAGCUCAUGAAAACCGUGCUGACCAGCUGGACAGGCUCAUGCCAGAGGCCCUUAAGCUGAGAGAGAUGUGUAACUGUCCAGCUCUCCCACUGCCUGACCCAAGAAUAAUUUUUGACCAGAGUGUGAAAGUCUUCCUCAAAUCCUAUGGGGGACAGUGAACCGAACUUGGUAAAAGGAGACCUUGUGCCAAUCCCAGUGGAUGAUAGUCUCACUAGCUUCAACGGUCAAAGACAUGUAUGGAUUAUGCAAUACAUUAAAACUGUCUGAUUUGAUUGUAAAAAA